UGUACGUGUGCUUCCGUGCAUGUGCGUCGUCGCAUGAAUUUUCGCAGGUGGUGAUUUUUCGGUGCCGCGACGACAGGGGCCCGAGGUGUGCGCCGGUCGGCGUGUCGGCACUCGAGGAGCACUAACGUGAAUUCGAGGCGCCUUGAUCGAAGGGCGUAGCCCGAAAUCAAGGGAGAAAAAGGGGAUUCGAGGCUGCCUGUAUACGUAACACGUAACCUUGCGUUCGGUUUCUUGUCCAUCCCGUGAGAAAAUUACGAGAACACGCAAUAAGGAGAAGUGAGGGAGGAAGAGGAGGAGGAGGAAGAGAAGAAGAAGAAGGAGGAGGAAGAGGGAAGAAGGUUUGACAAGCGGACCAUCGAACUGGUGUAGCACGACAUUUUACAAUGUCGAGUCGAUUCUUGUCGUCGGUGGCUUAGUUCGGAAAAGUGCUCGACUAGGGUGCGCGUGAGGGGUAGCACGAUUUAUCAGUGAUCAGCGUCCUAAGAAAAAUUGUUGCCAAUGUGUAAUUCGGCGGACACUUCCUACGUACAAAAGUUGGGUUAUCUGCACCUUGAUGAUGACACCGCGGACACUGGUGGUACGGGCAGAGUCUCGGGCUCGAGGCCUGAAGCCCAAGUACCUGUAUCCAGGAACAUAGCUAACAGAAACGAUGCCAGAGCGUCUGGUAGACCGGUCGGUGCUAUCGAGAGCUUUAUCGAAGGCAAUAGCUCGGAUAUUUCCAGACAAACAGCCUCCACCGACUAUAAGCUCUACGAACGUGAAAAUAUAAUAGUUGCUUCGAGAUUCGCUACACCCAAGCCAGUAGAACAGAUCAGUGCACAGCAGCAGCAGCAGCAGCAGCAACAACAACAACAACAACAGCAAAAUCAAACUCGUGGAAGUCACCAACAGGUUCCUGUUUAUGAGAACAUAGAUUAUUAUCAGCAACAGAAUCAGUCGCAUCCCCCUUACUAUCAUCCAGUAGAGUCCAGGAAAAGCCCUAAAAGCAGCCCCAGAGGCUCACUAGCCAGUGAGUCCUAUGAGGGAAACUUUAGGAAAGCUCAGCCACAAGUACCAACUGGUAACCGUUAUCAAAGCACGUCACCUGCAAAGGAACUGCCACCAUAUGAGGCACCACCAGUGUAUGAGAACAUACAGGAAGUACACUUUUCUGACAAUAUACAAAACAAACCAGGUCCUCAGGUUCCACCUAAUUAUUAUCAUCCAGCGAAUAUCAAUGGCGGUGACUAUGUCGUUAUGACUGGAAAAGUAAAUCAAUCUCAGAAUCAGCGUGGAAUGACCCAAAGUUUGUCAUACACGCAACAAAGAGGUGGGAGCACACGUGGUCAAAGCUACGAUGCUUCAAGUUUACAACGAUCAAUUGACUCAUCCACAUCUAGGUACUUACAGGGUUCAUCCUCCACCUCUUCAGACCAUCAAGCUGGAAGGAGCGCUUAUGUUCCCCCUUCUGAACUGCAACCACCAAACAGAAACUUUAGCUAUAGCUCUGAUCAACAACAGCAACAAUCUCCUAGAUCUGGCUUACCGUAUCACAGUGAAUCUCCCCCGAUACGUUUGCCACCUGAACCUCAUCAUUAUCGCAGUGCAUUGGACAAUACCAUAACUGGACAGCAAGGAUUUCGCGCCACAAAUCAAAUUGACAGUCAGUCGUCCCAAUUUCGACAGGAUAAUACUCAGAAUUAUAAACAAUACAUUGAGCCAUCCUCAAGAACUUCGAACGCAAAUUUUCCAGGGGACUCGCAAACCAGGAAUUCACCAGUGUACGGAAUUCGUCCAGGAGAACAGACAGCAUGCCGUAAUUCUCCAUGUUAUUCUCCAAAUCGUGGAAUGCCUCAGAAUGAGAGAAACUAUCAUCAAGAGAAUCGCGCAGAUUUCCCUACGAGGAAUUCUCCCGUUUACUCUUCAAAUCGCUCUGCGGAACACCUGAGAUUAGGUACACUACAACAGAAUGACAGGAACUAUGUGCCAGAUGUAUCAGAUCCCCCAGCUACGAGGAGUUCACCACUCUACUCUCCAAAUCGAAGUGACCCUGCUAGGGUUAUUAUUGGCAAUAAUAAUACAACCAGGGGAUCGCCAAAAACGAGUCCAACGCAUAGUCAAAUAACGUCAGAGAUUAAUUCACAGAGUAUAAUCAAUUCACCUAGACAUGGGCCACUUUCUUCAUCUAACAAUAUCAUGGGGAGUCCUGUACGUGGGCAGGUGCAAGCACCUGUUACUAGUGCUUCAACUACAACCAAUGAAGCUGACAUUAAUAUUGGUCCUAGGAUAACUAGUCUCCCCCCUGGCGUCACGAGCGGAGUUGCAGGGCCCGUAUUUCUAAAUGCCGGUGUACCUGUAUUACAAAGGCCCUCCGAUCCGGAAGCAGAAGAUAUAAAACCUGUUAGUCCGCCAAUGAAACCUGCAUCUGGGAAAGGAUUGCUUCCCUACAAUGUCAUCCCACCUAGACCUUCGGGGCCAACGGAAGCAGAGAGAAAGAUAGAGGAACUGACAAGACAGUUGGAAGAAGAAAUGGAGAAGCAGGAGGAGGAAGGAGAAUAUUUCGGUAUUUGCCAUACAUGCGGUGAGAAAGUGACCGGCGCCGGACAAGCUUGUCAAGCAAUGGGCAACCUCUAUCAUACUAAUUGCUUCAUAUGCUGUUCCUGCGGAAGGGCGCUCCGCGGCAAAGCUUUUUAUAACGUCCACGGGAGGGUUUACUGCGAGGAGGACUAUUUGUACUCCGGUUUCCAACAGACGGCCGAGAAAUGCGCGAUUUGCGGCCACCUUAUCAUGGAAAUGAUACUGCAAGCGAUGGGCAAGUCGUAUCACCCAGGUUGCUUUAGGUGUUGCGUGUGCAACGAGUGUCUCGAUGGCGUUCCCUUCACAGUCGAUGUUGACAACAAGAUUUACUGCGUGAACGAUUAUCACAGAAUGUUCGCGCCCAAAUGCGCGUCUUGCGGGAAGGGAAUUACGCCUGUUGAGGGCACCGAGGAGACGGUCAGGGUAGUCUCCAUGGACAAAGACUUUCAUGUGGAUUGCUACGUUUGCGAAGACUGCGGCAUGCAGUUGACCGACGAGCCGGAUAAACGGUGCUACCCACUCGACGGCAGGCUUAUGUGUCGUGCGUGCCACAUUCAACGUAUAUCCCACACGCAACCGAGAGCACCGCAGCCAGUAUCGGCGAGUUAUCAGUUCAUGGGCUAAGCCGCAUCGGUGGUCGUGUUUGAUAUUGUUAGAUAGAACUGCGCAUGUAAUGAUCGUCCGAUAAUGAAUAAUCCGUAGAAAUUAACUGACAAAAAAUGUCCAGCAAUGUGAACGUUUAGACAAUCUGGAACUGCGUAUGAAUAUGUAAGGCAAAAGUUGACCUAAGAACAAAACAACUUUUUGUUGGUGCUCAAAAAUGACUCUACAGGUAGAAAUAGAGAUCCCUCAAAACUAUGAGGAGUAACAAAAUGAGGGAUGAUAAAAUGAUAAAAAGAAAAUUUUACUUGACCUUUUCUGGUCUAACGUGGUUAUAGAUUUUCAGAAAACGUUUUAGAAAUUUUAUGCUCGAUUAUUCAUCAUUUUUAGAAUUUUUUAAAUAUCUGACUGCAAUUAAAAAGACAUUUUAACACUUUUUUUAUACAACUACUAUAUAUAUAUAUAUAUAAAUGGAAUGAUACAAUCUUUGUCAGGUAAAACCAGUCCUUUGUGCGUGCGGCAUUUGCUACAUUCACAUCGUAUACGAUUACUAUGCAAAGAAAAAUAUCUGUAUUGGCUGCAAUAGUGGUCACUGUUAAUCUUAUUAUGGUAUGUAUUCAUGUACCAUAAUACGCUGAUAUGUUAUCAUAAUCUUUUAAUGCAAGAUAUUGAAUCAAUUGAUAUAUUAUCGAUAAUAGCGGCUGAUAAAGUGAUAUACUAUAAAGAGGUGACAACGACUGCCGAUUAUCUCGUGUGCAUUAAGCAUAUUUCAAAUAUCAAAAGCAGAGUGUAAUUUUAACUGUCUUAAUUUUAUGUAAAACGCUAUGACGAUUGUGUAAGACUGCAUAUUAGAGAACCUGAAUCAUAUUAAACUUUGGGAUUAUUUUAAUCAGUUGAAGAAGACGAAUAGAUGGUUAUAGAUAAGUGUGGUAUGUCUAAUAUAUAUACGAACCUUAUUUAUUUAUCCAAAAUACUUUCUUCUGUGAAUGCAGUGGUCUCAUUACGAUGAACGAGUUGCGCAGGCAACUGUGAUAUAAUAGCAUAAUAGUUAUUCGUGGUUAAACAUGAAUUCCGUACUUCUUAUAGCGCAUGUAUAUAUCUACCACAUUUUUAUCGCAUGUUUAUCAUAACUCAAAUUUAUGACGAAAACUCAGGAACAUUCCUGUGAAUUCCCUUCGUCAAUAAUCAGUUAUCAUCGUAUUUCACGUAUCAUUCAUUGACAGUAUUUAUUAGAAUAAAUAUAUCGUCCUGCUGUAAGAACGCGCGUAAUAUUGAAAUCUAUCGGUAUAUAAUGAAACAUGUGGUCUGUUCUUUGUAAUUGCAUUACUGAACUGAUGCACACUGAUGCAAUAAGUGAGAGUGAAAAAAAGAUAUACUUAUCUAACUUAUUUCACCAGUUCAGCAGUGCGGCUACAAAAAACAGACCAGUAGUAUGGUAUACUUCGAGGGUUAAUACCGACGCGUUUAGAGUUUCCGCGGCACAAAGAACGGAGGCUGAAUGAAUUCGUUUGGAAUAUAAAAGUGUGUAGACAGUAUCAACAAGCGACAAUAUCGUAACACUGAAAGACGCACAACUUGAAGCUGCCAAAAAACUGUUGUUACUCUUCACAAGAUUAAUAAACGUAGCUAUUACAUUUAAAUAGCUUUAAGUUGUAGAUAAAAGUGUAAUCUUAUUUAAAUAACGUAUACGGUAUGUAUAAAUAGCAGUCCUUCAAUAAAGACACAAAUAUACUUAAA
This is a messenger RNA of Odontomachus brunneus, 4893 nucleotides long. RefSeq names its product LIM domain-containing protein jub (gene jub). Bases 499 to 3180 code for a protein of 893 amino acids. Gene Ontology annotation, molecular function: transcription corepressor activity. NCBI's taxonomy places the organism in Eukaryota, Metazoa, Arthropoda, Insecta, Hymenoptera, Formicidae. The transcript is spliced from 6 exons. Gene Ontology annotation, biological process: cytoskeleton organization; regulation of DNA-templated transcription; negative regulation of hippo signaling. Gene Ontology annotation, cellular component: nucleus; P-body; transcription regulator complex. The record is from RefSeq and is a predicted model, not a curated record.